AUCAGUUGAAUCUCAGGGCUGGUACACGACACACGAGGUACUGCAUCACUCAUCUCUGCCCUGUGAAUUAUCAGCAUUCUGGGUGACUUGUUUUUUUUUAUCUGAUACAUUGCACUCCAUUUUUAUCAAGUAUUGUUGGAAAAAGAACCGGAAUAGACUUAUUUUGAUCCGUGAAGAAGUUUGUCAAGUUCUCCUUGAGAACUUGAAGAAGUCUCGUUGGGCCUUUUAGCACAACUCAAGAUAUGUCUGGCAUUAUCUUGAAAACAUGGGUGAUGCGGGCGACUGUGUGGGCGUGCUUGGCCACAUAUCUAGCCACAGGUGUUGUGGGCGCCGCAAGACACCACCACGAUGAUAGGUUAUCCACGACCGACUCCUUCAAUGACCUGUUGAACCGCCUGGAGACCUCCAUAGACGAGAAGACUACGAGAUUACAACGUGGUGUGACGGCAAGCUUCCCCUACCGGACGGAUGUGGAGGCUUCAGGCGUGGAGGUGGAGGGCCCGACCAUCGUCCAGGAUGGGUCGUGGGAGGAGGAGGAGAUGACGAUGGCGGAAGAUACGAAGGACUAUGUCAACGCCGCCCCUUGGACACGUCAGAGACCCUCAUCAGGUCUCACCUUGGCUCAGCAUGAUCUUCAGAUGAUAAAGCUUGCCUCAGAGAACGCUCGAUGGGUUAAAUCGAGUGGGAAGUGUGAGGUGCCGCUUCGCUUGUGUGUGACUGUCAACUCAGAAGACUUGGGACCCAGCGCAAAGUACUGGCCUCGCUGUGCUCUCCUCCACCGUUGUUCUGACGUGACCGGCUGUUGCAACUCUCCCGAAAUGACUUGUGCUGCUGCCGAGUCAGAGAACGUACAGCUUUAUUUCUAUGUGUUUCACGCAGGUCGAGCUGGGGUGCAGAUGAUGACCUUCGCCAAUAACACGCGAUGUUCCUGUCAGCCUCGUUCAAUCACCACCAACCUUCCCGCCAGUGGGUGUAAAUGUCCUCGUCACUACACGGCAGAGCUGAGAAAUGGUCAGUGUAUGUGUGAGUGUGGGAAGGGCAAGUCCAAGUGUCGACGGCUCUAUAAAGGACGCCGCUACUUCUCCUCCAGCGACAUCAGCUGUGUGUCACGUGGGGAGUGUUCUACGCCCACCUGUGAAUUCGGCCCCUUCCUGCUGAAGUUGAAACGUUGUACCAAACGGCGGGAAAGGGAAAGCUACACCAUUGCCAGGAAGUAGACGGUACAUUAACACUUAGCCUAUCUACCCUACUGUGCUGUUAACGCUGACUGGAGAAAGUUACCAGGGAAUGUGUCACCAUAAUAUUAUUUAAAGUGAAAGCUUCAGUAAACAAAAAUUGUUUUUAUAGACUACACUUCCCCGUAAAGAAAACGGUAAUUUCUACAUGCAUGUGAAAAAAUAGAGUACUAUACAACUUCAUAUCUCAAACUAAUAAUAUCUGGACAGUAACUUGUUAGGUUUUCUGUAUAAGUGGGGUUUUUAAUGGUUUUAUUGUGUUAUAAGAAAGCGAAUUAAUAAUAUAAAUUCUUGUAGAAAAAACAGUACUGUACUGGAACUCUUGUAACAUAAAUAGUGAUUUGAGACUCCCUUAACCACACAAGUUCAUUAAGCAUAAAUAUUGUAGAAAAUAUUCACAACCCUAGUUUUACCUCCAACAAUUGUUAAGUGAACGAAUCUAGUUAAGAUAGAAUUCACAGUGUAGUUUUGAUGUCCUUUAGCUUCUAUUAUAUUUUUAUGUACAACUAUAUUAGAACAGCUACGUGCCCCAUUACAUCAUCUGGCACAAGGUACAGUAGUUUCAUCCCACGAACAUGUGUACAGUACAGUAUAAAAUUCCUUCGUUUAAAAAGUCGAUCCAAUGUCAUAACGAUCACAUGUACAGUGUUUGUAUAGAUAUUAUUGUUAGACACAUUUUCAGGACUUUGUUUUUGAAGAGUUUGCAGUGAUAAAUAUGGAUAUAUUUUCUCAGAAGCUGAAGAGAAAAUGAUAGUGUUCAAACAAAUUUCAGGCGGAAACAAAAAUGAAUAAGGGUGUAAAGUAAGAGUACCUAACUGAAUCGACUAUAAUUUUGGAUGCUAAAUUUGUAGCGGCGGGGGGGGGGGGGUAUUGAUAAAUAGAUUUACAGUAUUGUACUAUAUUCAGGUAUUGCAUUAAAAAUUUUGUUCUAAACAUCACAAACCAAAUUGAAAAUGAUCCACUUUUUAUUCGCCCUAAUUAUUUGUUCCGUUGAAUACAAUAGAACCCAUAAGCCUAGCCUUCGCCACGCUACUGUACUACCAAAGUGUUUCUCAAGUUACUGUUUCUAUACUGUACAGUAUGUUCUGAUAGAAAACCUGGGUGAUGGUGGCCUACCGUGAGUACUGUAGAUUAUAAAGUAACAUGAGGUUAAUUAUUUUUAUUUGCAUUAUACCAUUUGUGUGUAAAUGACAUUACCACUGAUAAGUAAAGAAUUGGUUUGGUCACAGAAUGUAUUUGAGUGCAGGUGACCGAUCCAAGAUAUACUGUAUAUUUGUACCAUAUUAGUUUUGUGAUGAUAGACAUGCCAUGUGUUUUGUGCUCUACAUUAUUGUCUACAGCGCCUGUAUUAGCUCACGUUUCUCGUGUAACAGGUCUGCAUUAGACAGUAGUAAUAUACAGUGUAAUAAUAAUGUUAGGUUGUUGUGUGGGAAGUGGGCUCAAGUUUUCUCAUCUUUCCUCUCAAGGAGAAAACAAAUUUUUCAUGUACAAAUCUUAAUGUAAGCUUUUUCUUCCCUACCAUGAAUUUUGCCUAGAAAGUAAGUUGAACCAACAUGGAGACUUGUGUGCAGUGUGUUACUUGUGCCUUAACUUAAUGUAUUAUGAGAUGGUUACAGCUGUCAAAGAAUUCUACAUACACCAUCACGAACUGAAUGUUGAAAACUUUUAAGUGAAUGUAGAUCAGGGGUACAUUGUUAGUAGUUUUACCCGAUAGCCUACUGAAGUUAACAAAUUAUCCUCUUAUAACAGGUUGUCUAAAGCUUUCAUAGUUGGCAUUAACCGCUGUAUCAGCCUUACUAUGUUAACACUAUAAAAUAAAGACCGCCAUCUGUAGAUGGGUGAAGAAAAGUUAAGGAUGUACGACUGCAUCCCGAAAAAUAAGUUUCUUCGCGGCUCUACUAGCUCCAGGCUGACGGGCACCUGUUAAUGCCAAGCCCGGAGAUAAAAUAGGUGUAUCCUAUUUCCUUGUACUAGUGUUACUGUAAGUAGUGACCCUUCUCUCAAGCAACACACAGCGGUCUGUUCUAACGGGAUAGUACAGUAAUUCUUGUAUAUUUUCUAAGAAUUUAAACAUAAUCUUAUAUUUGUAAAGACACUAUAACGAAGUUAAGCAUAUCUAAUUAUCGCUGAAACUUGUUUGAAUCCAGAAAUGGAAUCCAAACGUCGUUUAAUUUAUAAAAUAUCUAUAUCAGCUUAAUUAAAGCUGAUUAAAUAGAUUUAUAUUUCCAACCUCUUGGAAACUACCUAAUGUAAAUCAUUAAGUUAACAAAAAUAAAAAUAUAAAUAUAAAUUACGGUAGUUUUAUAAAGGUAUUUUAAAACAUUUAAUUUAUUUACAGUAUCUUCAUACACGUUCGGCUCAGAUUUAAUUUGUUAUAUCCCAAUUCAGUUGCUUAUGAUGUCACAACGUUUAAUAAAUUAUAUUAUA
Molecule: messenger RNA, 3662 nt
Organism: Homarus americanus (American lobster)
Lineage: Eukaryota; Metazoa; Arthropoda; Malacostraca; Decapoda; Nephropidae
Exons: 6
Coding region: 243-1217 (324 amino acids)
Biological process (GO): hemocyte migration
Cellular component (GO): membrane
Molecular function (GO): growth factor activity
Source: RefSeq, a predicted model, not a curated record